Tupaia belangeri chinensis (Chinese tree shrew) is the source of this 954-nucleotide messenger RNA. RefSeq names its product olfactory receptor 2AG2. Gene Ontology annotation, molecular function: olfactory receptor activity; G protein-coupled receptor activity. Gene Ontology annotation, biological process: G protein-coupled receptor signaling pathway. The transcript has a single exon. NCBI's taxonomy places the organism in Eukaryota, Metazoa, Chordata, Mammalia, Scandentia, Tupaiidae. The record is from RefSeq and is a predicted model, not a curated record. Gene Ontology annotation, cellular component: membrane.
AUGGAGCUCUGGAACUCUACCUCAGGAAGUGGCUUCAUCUUGGUGGGGAUUCUGACAAACACUGGAUCUCCUGAACUGCUCUGUGCCACAAUUGCGGUGCUGUACAUGUUGGCCCUCACCAGCAAUGGCCUGCUGCUCCUGGUCAUCACAAUGGACACCCGACUCCAUGUGCCCAUGUACCUCCUGCUUGCACAACUCUCUCUCAUGGAUCUCCUGUUCACAUCGGUCGUUACCCCCAAGGCCCUUUUGGAUUUUCUAAGCAGAGAUAAUACCAUUUCCUUUGGAGGCUGUGCCCUUCAGAUGUUCCUGGCACUGACUCUGGGUGGUGCAGAGGACCUCUUACUGGCCUUCAUGGCCUAUGACAGGUAUGUGGCCAUUUGUCACCCUCUGAACUACAUGGUCCUCAUGAGGCCAAGGGUCUGCUGGCUCAUGGUGGCCACAUCCUGGAUCCUGGCUUCUCUGAAUGCUCUAGGACAUACUGUGUAUACCAUGCACUUCCCCUUUUGCAGGUCCUUGGAAAUCAGGCACCUGCUUUGUGAGAUCCCACCCUUACUGAAGUUGGCCUGUGCAGACACCUCCAGAUACGAGCUCAUGCUAUACGUGACAGGUGUGACUUUCCUCCUGCUUCCUCUUUCUGCUAUCAUUGCUUCUUACACACUAAUCCUGUUCACUGUGCUCCACAUGUCCUCAAGUGAAGGUAGGAAGAAAGCCCUGGUCACCUGCUCUUCUCACCUGACUGUGGUUGGGAUGUUCUUUGGAGCUGCCACAUUCAUGUAUGUCCUGCCCAGUUCCUUCCACAACCCCAAGCAAGACAACAUCAUCUCUGUUUUCUACACAAUUGUCACUCCAGCCCUGAACCCCCUGAUCUACAGUCUGAGGAAUAAGGAGGUCAUGGGGGCCUUGAGGAGAGUCCUAGGAAAACACUUCUUGCUAACACAGUGAACCUUCUUAUAA